AAAUGUAUCCCCAGAUGCUCAUCCUCUGUGUCAGGCAAGUGCAGUAUGUGAUGGAUCUGCGCUUGCCAGGGACCUACAGGGCCAGCAAGACAUCCAGCCCCGAGGAGGGAUCCAGCUGCCUCAGCCCCCUAAGCACGUCAGUGGAGGCUGUGAAGACUCUUUUCUCCAUGCCCAGAUACUGGAAGGAAUUUGCCGGCAUCCAGUUACAGCAGGGUUGGGACAUGAUAUCCUCCCGAUAUUACUACUCGCAGGGUGUUGGCCUGAUUGCAAGAGCCAUGAUCGAGUUUGAGAACCCUCAGCUCCCUGCAGUUUUCAGAGAGGCCGUCAACAUUGUCCAGAGUGAGAAGGAGGAUGAGCAGAGAAAUAUCACCAUGACUUUCUGCACUGAGUUGAGAUUCAUUAAUUGACAGGCACAAGUGGGCUUUCUGCAGAGCAGCUCAGGCCAGUAGGCUCUGGGGCACAUUGUCAGGAGCUCAGCAGCCU
Chrysemys picta bellii (western painted turtle) is the source of this 483-nucleotide messenger RNA. The record is from RefSeq and is a predicted model, not a curated record. NCBI's taxonomy places the organism in Eukaryota, Metazoa, Chordata, Testudines, Emydidae.